Molecule: messenger RNA, 996 nt
Organism: Nylanderia fulva
Lineage: Eukaryota; Metazoa; Arthropoda; Insecta; Hymenoptera; Formicidae
Source: RefSeq, a predicted model, not a curated record
AUGGUUCGAGGUCUACGACAGAGAUCGACCUAUGAACUUUUGGCCGCCAACGGCACACCAAUUUUUACUUAUGAAACGGAAAACAUGACGCUGAAUUUCGGGUUGAGACAGGCGUUCGCAUGGAGAUUUGUGAUCGCGGAUGUUUCAAGACCAAUAAUCGGCGCCGAUUUUCUUGCGCAUUAUGGCCUACUUGUGGAUUUGCGCAAUUCUCGCCUCGUCGACCAGCUGACGAGCUUAACCACACGUGGGCGUUGUGUCCAAUGCGACGUGCCCCAGGUAAAAACAAUCACGGGGAAGACACCAUAUCACCGGUUGUUGAAAGAAUACGCGGACAUAACGAAGCCGGGAGGACAAAUAAAAAAAACCGCGAAGAAGAAGUUCCGACGAAUGGUAAAAGCCGGAAUCGCGCGACCUUCCAAGAGCAGUUGGUCGGCGCCUUUACAUAUGGUGCCGAAAAAGGGCGAAGAGUGGCGACCUUGCGGCGAUUAUAGAGCGCUGAACGCGAGAACGAUCCCGGAUCGAUAUCCUGUGCGUCAUAUACAGGACUUUGCACAGGCUCUCGGAGGAAAAGAAAUAUUUACGACAAUAGAUCUGGUGCGGGCGUAUCACCAGAUUCCAGUGGCGGAGGAGCACAUCCCGAAGACGGCGAUCACCACACCGUUUGGCAUAUACGAAUUUCCGUACAUGUCAUUUGGAUUGAGAAACGCGGCGCAGACGUUCCAGCGAUUCAUUGACGAGGUUUUACGCGGCUUAGUUUUGCUACGCGUACGUCGACGACAUCCUGGUCGCAUCGGCAUCGGAGGAAAAGCAUCGAGAUUAUCUGAGAACAGUGUUCAAGCGUCUACGAGAAUACGGGGUGACUAUCAACCCCGCGAAGUGCGUGUUCGGGCAGGGGAAGGUGGAGUUCCUCGGAUACGAGGUUUCCGACGGGGGACGCGACCGCUGCCGGCGCGUGUGGAGAGCCAGGAACGGCAAAGGAGCUGCGAAGAUACUUAG